Centruroides sculpturatus (bark scorpion) is the source of this 3235-nucleotide messenger RNA. RefSeq names its product DNA repair protein REV1-like (gene Rev1). The transcript has 15 exons. Gene Ontology annotation, biological process: error-prone translesion synthesis; error-free translesion synthesis. Bases 241 to 3171 code for a protein of 976 amino acids. Lineage: Eukaryota; Metazoa; Arthropoda; Arachnida; Scorpiones; Buthidae. Gene Ontology annotation, cellular component: nucleus. The record is from RefSeq and is a predicted model, not a curated record. Gene Ontology annotation, molecular function: damaged DNA binding; deoxycytidyl transferase activity; DNA-directed DNA polymerase activity.
UCUCACCUUCAGAAAAUAUGUUUUAAAUUAUUUUUUUAAUUUUAUUUUAUUAUAAAUUGGAAAAUUUUUUUUUAAAUAGUUUUCUUUCAUCUGGUCUACCCUUUUUGUUCUUGGAUUUAAAUCCAUAGAAAACUUAAUUGGAGCGCCAAUAGGGUUGGUUUUGGUUCCAUCUUCUGGAUCCAAUUUCUGGAAAAUUAAUGCCAAAAUACUAGUUUUUCUGUCAUUUUUGUGAAAUCGAAUAUGUCGGGAAAAAGAGAACAGUUUGGAACGACGGGAUUUGAAGAUUGGGGUGGAUACAUGAAUGCAAAGAAAAGGAAGUUAGAUAAUCAGUUUAACGAACAAAAACCUUUCGAAUUAUGCUACAAUGAAGGUUCUAAAUUAUUUCAGAAUGUUGAAAUUUAUGUUAACGGAUAUACAAAGCCGUCGUCUGCGGAAUUAAAGAGAUUAAUGAUGUUGCAUGGAGGUCGGUAUAACCACUAUUACUCGCAGAAGACGACGACGCACAUAAUUGCCAUUAAUCUUCCAGUUAGUAAAAUUCGACAGUUGAAGGGUGAAAAAGUAGUUAGGCCAGAAUGGAUAACAGACAGUAUCAAAGCUGGAAAACUUUUACCAGAAUCUAAUUACUACCUAUAUAACUUGAGCAGAAAUCAACAGACAUUAAACUUUGUCAAUAACAAUGAAAUAAAUAAUGAUUACAAAUCAACACAUUCAGAAAUCAAAGAUGGUGAUUAUACAGAUUUGCUCGAAGCCGGGUGUUCGAAUUCAAACUUAAAGAAAUUAGAUGAUAAUCAGUUAGAAGUAUCAAGUGUUAGAAGUGAAGAAAAUAAAAUUUUGCAUGAAAAUCAAAACACUGCAAGUCCUUCAGAUAAGUCUAAAUCAUCUCUAAGAGCCGGCGAUCACAAUUUUCUUUCCGAAUUCUAUAAUCACUCGAGACUGCAUCAUAUUUCGACUGCAAAAUCCGAUUUUCAAGCUUACGUCACCGAAUUACGAAACGAUUCCAACAGGAGCUUUCCAGGAUUUAAUUACCUUAAAAAUGAAUUCCAAAAUAGGGAAGAAGUAUAUACAAUCAAUAGUAAAAUAUUUAUGCAUAUUGACAUGGAUUGCUUCUUUGUGUCUGUUAGUUUAUUAAAUCAUCCACACCUUAAAGGCAAACCAGUUGCAGUUACUCACUCGAGAAGUUGUUUUCGUCCUCCUCCACCCGGAAGUAACAGGCAAUAUGAAUAUAAUUAUUACAGGGAAAAACAUAAAAGAGAUUUGAAAAAUUUGGGCGAUAAUCGUGACUUACUUGAUGCGGUAGAUGAGUUUGGAUCGACAUCUGAAAUUGCAAGUUGUAAUUACGAAGCCAGAAAAUAUGGAUUAAAAAAUGGAUUCUUUUUGGGUGAAGCAAAAAAGAUGUGUCCAGAAUUAGUGACCAUUCCAUAUGAUUUUGAAGGUUAUAAGAGAGUAUCGAAACUUUUAUAUGAUAUAGUUGCAAGCUAUACACUUGAUAUACAAGCAGUCAGUUGUGAUGAAAUGUUUAUCGAUUGUAACAAAGUCCUAGAAGAAACAAAGGCUACUCCUUUAGAGUUUGCUUCUAUUUUAAGGAAAGAAAUCGAAGAUAAAACCAGUUGCGCGGCCUCUGUAGGAAUAGGCAGUAACCUUCUCUUGGCUCGAUUAGCUACCAAAGUUGCCAAACCAAACGGACAAUAUAUGGUAGGUGAUGACGAGAAAGAUGAAUUUAUGAAAAAGCAAUUAAUUAAAGACUUACCAGGUGUUGGUUAUGCACUACAGAAAUCCUUAGAGUCAAUGAAUCUGAAAACGUGUGAAGAUCUCCAAUCGAUACCGCUCGGUAAACUGCAAGAUACCGUCGGACGAAAGACAGGCUUAAUGUUACACGAAUAUUCUCGUGGGAUCGAUUCCAGAGAGAUAAAAACAGAUAACGAACGAAAAUCUGUAUCUGCCGAAAUAAACUAUGGGAUGAGAUUUAAAGAAUUACAUGAAGCCACGAGUUUUUUAAAAGAAUUAUCCGAAGAAAUUCAAAAUAGAUUAUUGAAAAACGAAGUGAAAGGAAAAUCUGUGACAUUGAAGUUAAAGAUAAGAAAGGAUGAUGCACCAAAGGAAACGUCAAAAUUUAUGGGCCACGGCGUUUGCAAUAAUAUCACAAAAACACUUCAGUUAGCAAAUGCAACAAAUAAUUCAGUAACUAUUAGCAAAGCAUGUACUGUUCUACUACAGAAUCUCAAGACAAAUCCAGAAAACAUAAGAGGAAUGGGUAUACAAAUAGGUCGACUGGAGAAGUCAUCCGAAAAAGUUACGGAAAAGAAUCGGACACUGCUUACAUUUCUCAAUCAAGGGCCGAGUGAAAAUAAAAGUUUACCAAAGUGCCAGAAUUCAAACUUUGAUAAUUCUACCGAAAAUGAAUAUUUGCCAGAAAUUGAUCCUGAUAUAUUUGCAUCACUCCCAGAAGAAUUACAGAAAGAAAUUACCCUUCAUUACAAAAGCAAAGGCAAAGAUAUUAAUUUUGGAACUAAUAAUUCGUCAGCAUAUAAAUUAAAUUCUGCCAAAAAUCAUUCCGAAAACAACCGGUCUAAUGAAAUACAGCACGUUGCUCUUCCAAAUUUUUCACAGAUUGAUCAGACAGUAUUCAAUGUUCUCCCGAAUGAAGUAAAACAAGAAAUAAUGGAUGCUUACAGCGAAAGAAGCAUUCACCCGUUGAUGCAGAAAUCUCCUAUAAAAAACCCAUUUAAAUCGCCCAAAAAGUCUCCAACUAGCAAAAAUAAAACGUGGAAGAAAACUAAAACAAAAAUAAAAAGUCCCACGAACAAUCUCUGUACAAAAACUAUAGAUACGGUUAUAAAAAGUGCAACAAUUACAAAGGAGGAAUUCACUCAGAAACCUAAUCUGUGCGGUGCCACCUCUUUAGAUGAUGUGAAGCAGUUACUAUCGGAAUGGGUAGAAUUUUCACCCGUUCCGCAGGAUGACGACAUAACAAUGUUCUCACAGUACAUAGUUGAUGUCGCGAAAGAAAAGAAUUUAGAAAAAUUAGACAGGAUAAUUAAAUAUUUACACAGGUUAGUAAAGAAUACAUCCAAUGAAGACUGGCAGACAAUGUUUAAGAACAUAGUAAGCUCAGUUCAGUCAACAAUGAUGCAGAUAUACGGAAGUGUGUUAAAAAUAGAUAUUGGGUUUUGAGUGUUAUAUUUAUAUAUACUUAAAAUUGUUUUAUUGUUAAUAUAAUAGAAUAGUUAAUAUAAAA